Chroicocephalus ridibundus (black-headed gull) is the source of this 4066-nucleotide messenger RNA. RefSeq names its product short chain dehydrogenase/reductase family 42E, member 1 (gene SDR42E1). The transcript has 3 exons. Gene Ontology annotation, biological process: steroid biosynthetic process. The record is from RefSeq and is a predicted model, not a curated record. Gene Ontology annotation, molecular function: 3-beta-hydroxy-Delta5-steroid dehydrogenase (NAD+) activity. Lineage: Eukaryota; Metazoa; Chordata; Aves; Charadriiformes; Laridae. Bases 384 to 1559 code for a protein of 391 amino acids.
GGGAAGGGCUCAGAGUUCAACGACAAGAGGAGAUUCCCCGUUUUAAAGCACCUCAGGCUGAGAGCCAAGCUCUGGUUGAGUGUCGCUGGGGAAAAGCAGCAUCUGCCAGCCACACACAAAUUGACGCAACUUGUCAAACUCCACCAAACCGACGUUCAACGGGGCAAAAACUCCAAGUUUACCGAGCGGCCUCCCGCCUGGACCGCCCUGACCGCCCUCCCCGCGCUUCCCGCCCAAACCGCCCCGCCGCCAUCUUGUGCUUCGGCACCCGCCCCCGCCGAACUCCAUUUCCCGUGCAGCCCAGCGGCGGCGGCGCGGCGCUCCGGGAAGGCGGCGGCCGGCAGAGCAGGUCAGUUUCCUCAAAUAGUGCCAAAGGAAAGAGGAUGGAACCAGAAAAUACUGCCAGGGAAACAGUCCUCGUUACUGGAGGAGGUGGUUACUUUGGCUUCCGUUUAGGUUGUGCCAUAUACCAGAAGGGAGUUGAUGUGAUUCUCUUUGAUGUCGUGAAGCCACUUCAAACUGUGCCAGAGGGAAUAAAGUUCAUGCAAGGGAAUGUCUGUUGCCUGUCUGAAGUGGAAGAGGCUCUUAGAGAUGUAAUCUGCGUAUUCCAUAUUGCUUCCUAUGGAAUGUCUGGCAGGGAGCAGCUGAACCGAAAACUUAUAGAAGAUGUUAAUGUGAAAGGAACAGAAAAUGUCAUCCAAGCCUGCAAGAGCAUGGGAGUGUCAAGUCUGGUUUAUACAAGUACAUACAACGUGAUAUUUGGAGGCCAGAUUAUAGAAAAUGGGGACGAGUCUCUGCCUUAUCUACCUCUCCACCUUCAUCCAGAUCACUACUCCCGGACCAAAUCCUUAGCUGAAAUGAAGGUGCUGGAGGCAAAUGGUGCUGAGCUUGGAAAUGAGAAAGGUGUAUUAAGGACUUGUGCUCUCCGACCAGCAGGCAUCUAUGGGCCUGGAGAACAAAGGCAUCUUCCAAGAAUAGUUAGUUACAUUGAAAGGGGCCUGUUUAAAUUUGUAUAUGGAGAUCCUCUUAGUUUAGUAGAAUUUGUACAUGUAGACAAUCUAGUUCAGGCUCAUAUCCUUGCCUCCGAGGCCCUCAAAGCCAACAAAAAGCACAUAGCUGCAGGCCAAGCCUAUUUUAUUUCAGACGGCAGGCCUGUAAAUAACUUUGAAUUUUUCCGACCGUUAGUGGAAGGUUUGGGUUACAAGUUCCCAACCUGUCGUCUUCCUCUCUCCCUUGUCUAUUUUUUUGCAUUCCUUACUGAAAUAGUUCAUUUUCUUGUAGGUCAUGUUUAUAAUUUUCAGCCUCUCCUCACUCGCACAGAGGUUUACAAAACUGGUGUCACGCAUUAUUUUAGCAUGGAGAAGGCCAGAAAGGAGCUGGGGUAUGAGCCUCAGCAAUACAGCCUGAACGAAGUGGUUGAGUGGUUUAGAUCUCAGGGAUGUGGACCAAAGCCGAGAAAGUAUACCAUUGUGCAUCUUGUGAGGGAUGGAGGAUUGCUCUUGCUGCUGAUUGCUGUGAUGGUCUCGUGGUUUCCAUCUGCGGUUACAUUUUCACUCUGAAAGAUGAAACACUGAGAAUGGAGGACAGAAUUUAGUUGUGCUCUCUGAGCACUCUUGCUUCUCACAGACAGGUAACAUUAAAAAAAAAAAACACCACACCAAGGAAAUCCACAUUUAUGUCAUUCAGGUAAGUACCUUCAACAGUUUUAUCCCCAGGAAAUGGAAACGCUGAGUAAAAAGGUGUAGUUUUUAUACAUAUUUCCUCCUCAGAGUAAAAUUGAUCAGAUCACUAACAAGAUGAAGCUUAGUAUUACUGCAAACAGCAUUUUAUUUUUGGGUACAACACCACGCUACAGUGAAUGGAACAGAUGUCCUUAGAUUGACCCUUCUUCUCCCUGAUGGGAUUAUACUCUUCAUUCCUAAAAACUUCGUGCUACAUGGUUCAGAGGAGAAGCGUCUGAUUCUUUGAUCACAUUCCAAAACCAAAUUCUGCUUUCCAGCUUGGAUGUAUAUAUGCCUAACCAAGAUUAACUGAUAAACUGAUAGACAAUGAAUAAAUGCCUUUUUUUUUUUCUAAAUGAAUACAUUCUGGCGUGCUUUUCUGUGUUAACUGUGAUAUCUAGUGACAUUUCUGGAAAAUGCACAAUGGUUAAUCUAAGUUAUAGCAAAGUGCUUGAAACAGCAGAUCUGUAGAUUUUUCUAAUGGUAAAAUAUGCCUGUUUAAAAUGAAUGAGCCAGUUAAAGUGCAUUCAUAAAUAAAACCUAUGAUUUUCCCAGCAUUAUUGAAUGGUUAAACAAAUAAUCCAUCAAAGACAUUUGGUAAGUGAUUACAUUCACAUUUCACCGUUUAUAAAACAUUUUUAACCUUUCGUAACACCCAACCACCAUUUGAAUAGAACUUCACCUUUGUAGUGGGAUGAUAAACACUUGAUACAAUGAAACUCAUAAUUUUGUGGAGUUUUAAGAAUAGAAAAUAAGACCUUGCUAAGUACAGGUUACUACUGUCUCUAGCAACAACUGUCCCUCGUCUCUGUCAGUUUGAUACAGCAAGAGAUACUGAGAAACUUCACAUCAAAAUGUUAAAGCACAAAGUUGUUUUCCCUUAACCCAUCAGCAGUACAGUUUCAGUCCUUCUUGAUAAAAGGACAGUCCUUCAAGAAGUUCACACUUCUCUUUAAACUUUAGUCUUUCCAUUUUAACAGCUGAAACUACACUGAUCUUAAAUUAAUUUUGUGUAAGUUCCAGUUACUUCAGUUCUGUUAAACUCUACUGCAAUUUAAACGGGGAUGUGAAGAAGAGACAGAGGGUAGUUCUACUCAGAAAACAAGAAUGCCCAAAUAGAGAAACCAAGCUAAAAGUCUACUGCCACCUGUGUUUAAAAGAUGGAGAUUUUUCUAGUUAAUGCUGAUUGAAGACAGCAUUAUUUUUAGAACGUUGAGUUCUUUUCCUGAAAAGUUUACCUUUAAAAAAAAAAAAAAAAAAAAUCACUUGAUAACUAGAUGUUUUGUUUUCCUUGAAAUCUGACUUUUCUCCUCCUUCAUUCCCCUACCAGUGUGUACACCGUGAAAGAAACUGUAUUUAAUACGUAGCUUGAGGGACAGCUCAAGAGAGAACUCAAUUUUUUAAUUUUUUUUUUCCUAUCAUAGCAAAUAAAUUGCGGGGGCCUAGGGCAGCAGUGUUUGUGUAGCAGGAGCAUUGCAGUCCUUUAUAAAGAGCUUAUGUGAUCCAACAGAGUGCUGAUGGCAGAGGGGCCGCUUUCCAGAAGUCAUUAAUAUGCAUCGUCAUAGUCUGCAGAAAGAAAAAACUUUCUUUUUGAUAAAACAGAAAAAAAGACAGCCGUGACCUCAUGAAAGCACUGGGCCACUGUUCUCUUUCCAGUGGGCCCUGUUUCUCAAGUGAAAACCACUUGGUAAUUUUCCCCUUUAAGUUCUCUGGUUUUGACACAAUGUUAUCAGAAAUAGAUUAAGAAAUUUUAAUGCCAGCAGAAGCAACAGACAAAACCAAAAAUGUACAAGAAAUUGCACAAGCCUGUUGCACAGAACCAUAGCAUCGCUAUUUCAUGCAGUCUUGUAAAAAGAUCUUUUUAAGAUAUGGAACAUGACUCCUGUGCCCCAGAGGAAUUUCUUCUGCUGUUUGUCCUCUUUUUAUUCGCAAAACUCAGCUACUGCCAUCAUCAUUAUCUCAGUGGUGGAGUUGGUGGAAAAAAGAGAAAAAAAAAAAUAAAAUCUAUGAAAGGGACCAAACCCAGGAAACCUGAGCCCACACUGUUAAUGCUGGCUGGGGUUAAAGCCCUGGAAUAGCUUUUUGGGUACAACAGAAGAGGAAGCUCCUGAGGAUACAAAAAAACCCCACAGAUACCAAAGCUCCUGUAGAAGCUGAGCUCAACACAUGAACCUUUUCAUUUGUCUGGAGUCAAGGACAGAACUUGUCACUGAUAAAAGAACAGGAGGCACUAUUUUGUCCUAACGGCCCCGUGACUUGUGGUGGAGCACAGGGUGCUAAAUCAGGUACUUGUCAGGAGAAACAGGUGGCGGCUUGGCAAUGGCCACCCCAGGCCACACCAGCAG